This is a messenger RNA of Hansenula anomala, 3596 nucleotides long. Its product is annotated as OSBP family protein. Gene Ontology annotation, molecular function: sterol binding; protein binding. Gene Ontology annotation, biological process: maintenance of cell polarity; piecemeal microautophagy of the nucleus; exocytosis. The transcript is spliced from 2 exons. The record is from RefSeq and is a predicted model, not a curated record. Gene Ontology annotation, cellular component: intracellular membrane-bounded organelle; membrane; cytosol. The coding region runs from base 1 to 3456 and encodes 1151 amino acids. Lineage: Eukaryota; Fungi; Ascomycota; Saccharomycetes; Phaffomycetales; Wickerhamomycetaceae.
AUGUCGUCGAAUGAUACUGGAAGUCAAGCUUCUGAAGGCGCCAGCCUCAACACAGCGAAUACAACCCCAUCAACACAAGCUAGUAAUAGAACCAGCUCAUCAGCAAACAUUAUAAAUCCUCCUUUAUUUAAAUUGAAGAUAUUAGAUGCUUUGAAGAACAACAACUGUGAUCAAUUGAGACAACUUGUCAUUUCAGUUAAGGAUUCAGUGAAUUAUUAUGAAUUGUCAUUAGUCAAGAACUUGAUCUUUAACUUAGCAGUGCAAGUUGCGCCACUUCAAGUCAUAACUCAAUUGUUGUCAGAUGAUUCAAAAGAUUUAGGAAUUGAUGUCAACUACCAGGAUGAGAAUGGGAAUGCGCCUCUUCAUUUAGCUGCACUCAACUCUAGGGCAGACGUCGUUCAAUUAUUACUGAGAGAUGAGAGAAUCAACGAUACAAUCCUCAAUAAUGACCUAAAACAACCAAUUGAAGUGGCGAAAGACCUCAGAAUAGUGGAAUUACUUCAAAAGGAACGUGCUACUUAUGUUGAACGAAUCGCCAAUGAUUUGAGGUCUGCAUUCACAAACCAUGAUUUUGCGAGAUUGGAUGAGAUUUUGGCAUCACCAAGAAAUUUUGAAUUAUUGGAUAUAAAUGGGAAUGAUCCAGAGACAGGUGAUACUGUUUUACAUGAGUUUGUCAAGAAGAAUGAUAUUGGAAUGGUUAAAUGGAUUUUAACUCAUGGUGGUGAUCCUUUCAAAAGAGAUAGAAAGGGGAAAUUACCAAUUGAGUUGGUUGGAAAAAAUAAUGAUACCAUGAAAAAAAUCUUGAAGGACGCUACUAAAGAUCAAAAUGUUAUAAGUCAAGCUGGUAGAUCAACAGGUUUCAAAGCUCCAACAUAUAAAGGAUACUUGAGAAAAUGGACAAAUUUUGCAUCAGGUUACAAGUUGCGUUGGUUUAUCUUGGACUCAAAUGGGAUUUUAUCAUAUUACAAGAGUCAAGAAGAUACAAAUAAUGCUUGUAGAGGGUCAUUAAACAUGAAAAGUGCUAUUCUACAUUUAGAUUCAUCAGAGAAACAAAAAUUUGAAAUUAUUAGCAAAAGUGGUGUUAGAUGGCAUUUGAAAAGUAAUUAUCCAAUUGAGACAAAUCGUUGGGUUUGGAGUUUACAAGGAGCAAUAAGAUAUGCUAAGGAUAAGGAAAGAGCUAUUCGUUAUUCCCAAGAAACUGAAAGAAAAGAUAGCUUCGAUAGUGUUGGUGGAGCUGGAGUUAACCGUCAUACAAGAAACUUGAGCUCGGGAUCAGUUGAAGAAAAUUCUAAUAAAUUGGAAUCAAGUGCAAACAGUUUAGCUGAUAUCAAAGAGAAUGAACGCUUGAAACAAACUGAAGCCCGCCGUCCAGCACAAAUUGUUUAUGAUACCGAUGAUGAAGAUGAUAACGAAUCGAGGGAAGUCAGUCUUGUUCAAGAAAAUGAGGAUAUUGAUAUUGAAUCUGGUCCUUAUAUUCAAGAGAUUUCAGUUUUGAAACGAGGAUUCAGUCUUGAAUUGGGCUCAUUGAGAGAGUUGUUGUUUAGUGUCAAAGAAACAAUGACCACACCUUCAGAACCAUUAAACAUUUCACUAGGUGGUAUUGAAACUUUAACUGAAAGCUUUGAUAGAUUAAACACAUUGGUUUCCAAAAGAGAUGAAAAAUUGAUUAGAGAUUUACAAAAACAAAAAGAUAUCAAUGAAUUGUGGAUCAACUCAAUUAGAGAUUUAGAAAAUGAAUUACUCGCUAAAAACAGUGAAUUACAAAACUUUGAAGCUGAAAGAAGAAACUUGAAAAAAGUGUUAACAAAGAAAUUUGGUAAUAUCGGCUCACCACUUGCAGAUGUUCCUGCAACACCUGAAGCUCAACCAACUGGUCCAUCUCCAUUAGGUGCUGCUGAAUCUAACACUGUUCAAGAUGAGCCUUUUGAUGCUAACGAUGUUGAGAUUUCAAGAUUUAUCAAUGAAGAUGAGGAUUCAGAUGAUGAAUUUUUUGAUGCUGCAGAUUUCGAAGAGGACGAUGAAGUAUCUGAAAGGGCAACUCAAGAAUCAAUUGUUGGAGGUGUUGCUGGCUCUACAGCUGCAACUACACCAGCACCAAGCGUUCAAGAACCUGAAACUACAGAAAAGCCUGUUGAAACUGAGCCAAAACAAGAAGAAGAAGAACAACAAGUGGAGGGUGAAUAUUCCAAUGAACUACAGCAAAAGAAAGAUUUAUUGAUGAAAAAUGAAGGCACAUUUAAGGGUUACGAUUUCAAACCAAGAAGUGAAUUGGCCUUAAAAGUUGACGACAGACCAAAGAUAGGAUUGUGGGGUAUUUUGAAAUCCAUGAUAGGUAAGGAUAUGACUAAAAUUGCUCUACCAGUUACAUUCAAUGAGCCAACUUCAUUAUUACAAAGAGUUGCCGAAGAUUUGGAAUAUGUGAAUUUGUUAGAUCAAGCUGCCUCAUUUGAAGAUUCAACAUUGAGAUUAUUAUACGUUGCAGCAUUUGCAGCUUCUGAGUAUGGAUCAACAACUAAUCGUGUUGCUAAACCGUUCAAUCCAUUAUUAGGUGAAACUUAUGAAUAUGCUAGACCAGAUUUAGGAUUUAGAUUCUUCACAGAACAAGUUAGUCAUCAUCCACCAGUUUCAGCGGCUAUAGCUGAAGCUUCUAAAUGGGAUUAUUAUGGUGAGACUUCAGUCAAAUCAGGUUUUAAUGGUCGUUCAUUUGAUGUUCAACCUCUUGGUAUUUGGUAUUUACAUCUAAGACCAGAUCAAUCAUCACAUAAAGAAGAAUUGUAUACAUGGAAGAAGAUUACUAGUUCAGUUAUCGGUAUUAUUGUUGGUAAUCCAUCUGUCGAUAAUUAUGGUGAAAUGAUCAUCACAAAUAAUCAAACAGGUGAUAAAGCAGUGUUGAACUUCAAACCAAGAGGUUGGAGAGGUGCAUCAGCUUAUGAAAUGAGUGGUGUUAUUUAUAAUAGAAAAGGUGAAAAGGUUUGGUCAAUUGGUGGACAUUGGAACAAUAGAAUCUUUGGUAAAAAAGUGAUUAAAAAUGAUUCAAGUAUUGAUUAUUCCAACAAGAAGAUUAGUUCAACACCAACUGAAGAUGGUACUAAAUUCUUGAUAUGGCAAAUGGCUCCAAGACCAAAAGUUCCAUUCAAUUUGACCAGCUAUGCAAUUACUUUGAACGAACCAAAUCCUAAAUUGUUGGAAUAUAUCAGCCCAUCAGAUACUAGAUUAAGACCAGAUCAAAGAGCCAUGGAGGAUGGUAAAUAUGAUGAAGCUGGAGUGUUGAAGAAUAGAGUUGAAGAGAAACAAAGAGCAGCUAGAAAGAAAAGAGAACAACAAGGCGAGAAAUACCAUCCUACUUACUUCACUAGAGAGACACAUAAAGCUACUGGUGAAGAGUACUGGAAGUUUAACGGUGAAUAUUGGAAGCAGAGAAAAGAUGGCAAAUUACCAAACAUCGAUAUUUUUUAAACCGACUUCAUGAAUCUCAACGAUGACUCUCACUUUAGAAUUUGAUUAUGCGUUUGUGUUUAUGUAUUUGAAUUUUGAUAUAAUUAUUUACACAUUUUAUGUUCCUUGUAGCUUCUUGAUGUUUGGCGCGAAUCUCGGUG